This is a messenger RNA of Knipowitschia caucasica, 2532 nucleotides long. NCBI's taxonomy places the organism in Eukaryota, Metazoa, Chordata, Actinopteri, Gobiiformes, Gobiidae. The record is from the annotation of a GenBank genome assembly.
AUGCCGCGCAGAAGUGCGCGACUUGAGAAUGCGGGGUACUACGAUGUGGACGGUAGCCCUCGCAUCUCCUAUUCCACUGUGACUCGGCGUCACACUUUCCCCCAGGACCAGGUGAGACCCCCUCAGGUCCAUGUGCCUGAGCCAGUCCCGAGGUCUGAGCCAGUCCCGAGGUCUGAGCCAGUCCAGAGGUCUGAGCAGACCAGGUCUUGGCGCUGGUUCAGCUGGGGCUUGCUCCUGAGGCUCCUCUUCUCCCUGACGGCCCUGGUCAUCUCUGAGGCUCACAUGUGGAGUCUGAGGAAGGAGUUUCAUCAUCUCCAGCAAGAUCUGGGACGUCUGCAGACUAUGGUGCCGUCACAAGCCACCUUCUGGGGGAACUUUGCGUUGGCAUCGCAUGGAGCUCAGGUCCUAACCGCCCUCAGCUCCAGCACCCACCAACAAAAGGGUUGGCUGACUCCCAGUUGGCUGACACCGUACUCUCCAGGGGAGGUGAUCAAGGGCCAGCAUUACCCUUUGGUCCCUGGGCACUGCUGGGCCUUCUCUGGCCAGACAGGAGAGCUGUUUGUGGCCCUGGCUCAGAAAAUUCAUGUGUCUCACAUCACUGUGGGGCACAUCUCUAAAGAGCAGUCGGUCACAGGAGAGAUCCUGUCGGCUCCAAAGGCCUUUGCCCUUUAUGGACUGGAGGAAGUGGAUGGACCAAAGUUCAACCUGGGGACCUUCCAGUACGAGUCUGACGGAGACUCAUUCCAGACCUUUGAGAUCAAAGAGCACACCUCCAAGAGCUUCAAGUUUGUGAAGCUGGAGGUCCUGACCAACCAUGGCCUCGAGGACUUCACUUGUCUUUACAGCUUCAGGGUCCACGGGAAAAUGCCUGAGGCUGCAACCACCUGUGGCCCUCACUUGUUUCCCUCUGGUCUGUCUGCAGAGGCCACCCGUCUGGUGACAGUACCUGAGGACUCGGAGGUGGCUGUGGGGGAUGACAUGGAACUGAGGUGCGCUGCUUCUUAUGACCCCAUGUUGGACAUCACUUUCAUCUGGUCUGUGGACUUCAGGGUGAUCGACUUCAGCUCCGAGUGGCAGCACUACGAACGACUCGAGGGAGAAGAUGGAGUUGGAGACCUGAGGAUAAAGAAUGCUCAAGUGUGGCAUAGGGGGCGCUAUAGCUGCACUGCUCAAACUGUGGUGGACAGUGACUCCGCUUACGCUGAUCUCAAAGUUGUCGGUAAACCAGGGCCUCCAGGGGUGAUCAGGAUCGAUGAGAUUGGAGACACUUGGGUGAAGCUGGAGUGGACCAAAGGAGCAGAGCACAACAGCCCCAUCACUCACUACACUGUGGAGACCAGGUUCUUCUGGGCUCUUCACGACGACGACUGGAGAAGCGCCAGCACGUCCCCAUCUGUGAUCGAUGGCUCCCUGGAGAAGGCUGAUGUGACGGGCCUGUAUCCCUGGAUGGAGUAUCAGUUCAGAAUCAUCGCCCACAAUGAGUACGGUGCAGGAGAGGCCAGCAUCCCCUCACUCAAGGUCAAGACCUGGGACGCACCUCCGGUUGUGUCCCCUACUGAUGUCGCUGGUUAUGGAGGAAGACAUGGAGAGAUUGUCAUCACGUGGACACCUGUGCAGCCGUGGUAUUUCUAUGGAAAAAAGUUUGGCUACAUCUUGGCGUUCAAGCCUCACAAUGCGUACGACUGGUGGUACGAGACCAUUUCUGACCCAGAGACCAGGAGGCACGUGCACCGGGACUCCUACUUCAUCCCCACAGACGAGGACUUCCAGGUGCGAGAGUUCCAGGUCAAAAUCAAGUGUUUUAACGUGAAAGGAGACGGCCCGUACAGCCUCACCAAGAUCAUCUACUACCCACGAGACGUCCCAAUUGAGCCUCCCACUGACGUAUACGCUCGGCCUGUGUCCUCCACCGAGGCGCUGGUGUGGUGGCUGCCGGUGAUGGACACGGGCACCGGGCUGCAGCAGUACAUCGAGGGCUAUCAGGUCAAGUACUGGAGGAAGUACGACGACCCGGAGCCAGGGGCAAACCGCAUUUUUGUCUCGGCUUACGUCAAUCAAACCCGGCUGGAGAACAUGCUGCCAGACUCCCACUAUCUCAUCGAGGUCCGAGCCUUCAACGGAGCGGGACUGGGACCGCCCGGAGAGCACUGCGAGAUGUUCACCAAGAGAGCACCACCGCCCGAGGCUCCCAGAAUGUGGCGCUGGAUCUCCUGGACUGGAAUGUGGCUGUACGUUUGGUGGGACCAUGUCUCUUACGACAUUUUUGGAAACUACUCCUUCCCCCUCUACUACAAGGUUUUGUUCAGGAAGACGGGUUACAUCUACGGGAAAGUGUACGUCACUGGGUGGCACUUCAUGGACUUCCCCAUGCCUCAGCUCGGGGACUAUGAGUUGUUGGUGCGUGGGCGCUAUGAAGGGGGCGAUGGUCCUGUCAGAAUGAUCCAUCUUUUAGGUGCUGCCACCAUGACCAGUCCCACUCUGAGCAUGUUGCCUUUGCUGCUCUUGGCCCUGGGAGUUCUGACACUGCUGUAA